GUGACGCAUGUGCUUCCGUCCACAUCCCCUUGUGCCUCUCCUCCUCACGCAGUAGCCAUCCAGCGCACCUCCUGCCUCCCCAGCCUGCCCCUCUCCUCUCCGCCCCUCCUCUCCCCUCCUCCCCGGGCGUGUGCGCCUGGACCACGGCUCCAUCCAGCGGAGCUCCCGGUGAAGAAGCGCAGCGGGCCGACGAUGAAAAGCGAAGCGAUGGAGCUACGACAGGAGUGAGAGCCACACACACACACAGGGAAGCGGGCACAGGCUCCAGGCUCAACUGAGGAGGAACAGAGAGAAAAGAGAGCGUGAGGACCAAAGAAGAAACGUACGGUUGUGGUUUCUGGCCCCAUGUCUGCCCCUGCUCCAGCCAAUCGGAGGUCUGGGUCUGGCUCACGCCGAUUCAACCCUCUGAAGGUUCUGCAGCCCAAACGCCGCUUGCAGCAAAUACUGGCGUCCUCGUCCUCGCCCUCGCCGGUGCCCAAGCCGGCGACGGGGUCGGGGACGACUGCCCCAGCGGCUACUGCACCAGCGGCUACGGCACCAGCGGCUACGGCACCAGCGGCUACGGCACCAGUGGCCGUUCCUGUGCCCACGCCUCCUUCGUUUGACUACUGCAGGUUCAUAGAGCUAGACUACGUUCCCAUGGAGACAGGCUAUAUGGUCUCAAUGCGUCCGACUAAAGGCUAUCCAUCGACCAAGUCUCCAAGUAAAGGAUACACCUCCACCAAGUCUCCGGACCGCCACAACCGUUCCACAAACUCUCCCUCCACCCCUCGUUCUCGGCGGACUCCGGCCACACCCAGUAAUAGAGAUCCCUAUGGCAACGCCUCCUUCAGCAGCAGCAGCACCUCAGGCUCUUGUAAAGGCAGCGACUGCAGCCCCACCAAAGGACGUCACCAGAAGUACACUUCAUGUACAGACAACCAUGGUAUUCGGCCACCUCCACCAGAGCAGUACCUCACACCCCUACAGCAGAAGGAGGUGUGUAUCCGACACCUGCGGUCCAGGCUAAAGGAAACCAUGACCACACUGCAAGACAGGGACACAGAGAUAGAUUCGCUGAGAGGCAAGCUUUACAGGAUGCAGGAAGACUGGGUUGAGGAGGAGUGUCACCGUGUAGAGGCUCAGCUGGCCCUGAAGGAGGCGCGUCAGGAGAUCCAGCAGCUCAAACAGGCUGUGGACACUGUCCGGUUGAGGCUCAGUGAUGCAGGAGGACCCAGUGGGGACAUAGGGGUCCAGAAGUACUUCCAGGACAUUAACACUCAGAACCACAAGCUCGAGAACCUUUUGCUCAAUAUGGAGUUAGCCCAGGCUGGAUUAGCCAAAGAGGGGGAGGUCUUACCAGGCUAUCGAACCCGUGUUGGGGGUUCGGCGCCAGCAUCAGUGUCUGGGGAGAGUCCAGGGGGAAUACCCAAACCUGCAAUAGGAGGCAGGGGGUCUUGCUCCUGCGAUGGUUCCCCAGCACGUUCUCUGACCCGGAGCUCCACCUACACUAAGUUCACUGAUCAGGCAGACCAGAACGGCAAUGGACAGGACUUCCCUUGUCUGUCAGGUGACGGCACCCAGGACAGUGGCUUUGUGUGCUGUGGGGAGAGCAGCAUUCCCAGCCGGGCCGAUUUGCUGCUGGAGGCUGCCUUUCUCUCUGAGGAAACAGCAGCACUACUCAACUCCUACGCACAAACCUUCUCCCAGUCUCUGCCCAACUAUCUGCCCAACUCUCUGCCCCACUCUCUGCCCAGCUCUCUGCCCAGCUCUCUGCCUCACACCUACUCCCAUACCUUACCUCAUUCUUUCCCUCGCAAUUUAUCCCACUCUGUUCCCCACACUAUGCCACACUCCUCCACCUACGAGAAGCUGUGCACAAGUGAACGGAUUAUGCCCUUUCGUUGUGGCCUGGAUGGAGUGGGCUGUAUGAGCCACCCCUGCCUGUCCCACCACCACCUGUACCUGCAUCCCCUUCGAGAAAUGGGCAUUCAGACUGAAAGUUGCCCCAUCCCUGCUACAGCAGGUUACCCCUCUGAUCUAGAUACCAUUGCAGAGCAACGCACUUUUCGCUCUCAGGCCUGCAGCCCUACCUCCACCUGGAUGUCUGAUGAGGGGGAGGAGGACCUGGACUCCAUCACCACCACAACGUCAGUGACCACAGCGACUAUAAUGAGUACGGCAACAGAGCCAAUCCCGGCCUCCAAAACACCAUUGGUCCCUCCUUUACCACGGUCUGCUACUGUGGCAUUCACACUGGAGAGACCUUUAUGUGGGGGGAAGGAGGGAGUGGAGGAAGAGGAAAAGCAGGAGAUGGAAAAGAGAGAGAAUGCAACAGAUGCAAAUGCUGAUGCAACAGAGAUGCAUAAUGACACAACAGUGAUCAAGCUGGAGGAUGAUGUGAAGCAGAGGCAGGGCGCAGUAGGAGGAACUGAGGUGGAAAGGCAAGGUGCAGUGGAGGAGGCUGAAUCAGAAAAACUGUGUGACUUAUCAGAAACAUCAUCAGGGAUGCAUGAUGAGCUUAAAUUUGCAGGAUGUUGUGGAGAGAGCAGGCAGAAUGGAACAACAAAGAAAAACCUCACUGCGGAAGAAGUUGGUCUAUCAGCAGGAUCAACUCAAGUCAAGACAGGACAGUUGAGUCCAAGUCAGUCAGAAUUAUCACCAGGCGUAGAGCUGCCACAUACCUCCCAGCCGAGGAGAUCUGCUUCCCAUGAGGAGAUAGCUGGCAUCACUGUCGUGGAGGUUAACGAUGAGGACGAAGACGAAGAUAAAACUAAAGAACAAGUCACAGCAGAGGGCGCCGCAGCAGAGGAGGAACAUUCGUCUGACUCCGAGACAAUUCAGAAAAGCUACUGGAGUCGUCACUUCCUAGUUGAUCUGUUAGCAGUGGCCAUCCCAGUGGUGCCAACAGUGGCAUGGCUGUGCCGCGGUCCAGUCCGUGACGGACAGCCCAUGUAUCAUAUAGGGUCACUGCUGCGAGGCUGUUGCACUGUGGCACUGCACUCGCUGCGCAGGGGAGGUGGAUUGAGGCAUUACCCCGCAGGCGGGGGAGAUUUGGGUGGAUCCCAGAUAUGAGAGGAGAAUAACUUCAGCACUUCUAUGGUCAUUAAAUGUAGCCUCUCUUGUAUGGGUCUGGGUCCUUAGCUUGAUGCAAAAUACGUUUGAGGAGAAGAAGAGAAAGUCCUACAUUUAUUAACAAGGGUUAAAGCUGAGGGACGCACCAGGAACAGGAAACAUGCAUUCAUGACUUAGACCUCUGACCUGUAAUCUGUUGUGUGUGGUCCUGCUCCUUAUUGUCUCCGCCCACUUGUUCCUGCUGUUGCUAACAAUAUGUCUGCUAACACUACUGACUUGUGCAAAACUGAAUGAGCUGACUUAAAUGAAUGAUUAGUGCUUGGAUGUUUGCUCUGAUUGUUUUGUUUUUAUGUGCAGGGAAAAUGUUAAAGAUCCACUGAUCUGCCAACCUAUUAAUCUGACUCACAUUUGGCAUGUUAAAAUGAUCAUGUGUAGAUGAGUGAGAACAUGAAAUGUGGUAUGUGUGUGUACAUGAUGUAUGUAUGUGCACACGUGUAAACCAAAUAGUCUUCUUGUCUGCAGUAGACGAGCUGUGAGGAAGAGGUGAUGGAAAAUCCACCCUAAUUCAGAAUCCACAUAUUUCCAAAAUGUUUUGGGUUCUCUUUUGAGUCUUAACGUCAUCAACUGACCAAGAACAAUAAUGCAGACACAGAGCUCAAGUUGAUUCUAAAAAGGUAGAAACACAUUGAACACAGUAAGGCUGCCAAGUACCACAAAUGCAGUUUACUGCUGAUUCCACCAUUGUUCCCAUUCCAACUCUGAGUAUUGGGCUGUUUUUUUCGUUAUGGUGGUUUUGAUAGGCCAUUGUACUGGUGGUCAGUCAUUUGGUUUCAUUUAAACGAGUUUCUCACUCAGGGCUAAAGCCUGAGUAGUGAUGAACUACCCUUGAUAAACUGUAGGGAGUUCAUAGGAAGCUGUAGCCAGCAGGCAUUAGCUUAGCUUAGCAUGCAGACUGAAAGUAUGAAGGCAUGGCUAACCUCAGCAGAGGAACCUGAACCUCACAAGUUCAUUUUAUAGGACGUUAAGUGCUGAAACUCUUUCUUGUUAGUAAAAUUUAGAGUUGCUAGGAUUUUGGACACAUUUCCAAACUAUAGUUCUGUACUUAAUGUUGUGACUGAGUACAUAGCCAAGACCGAGUUGGAGCUUUGACAAAAAACUGAAACUGAUUGUCAGUGCAGAUCAGGAUAAAUAAUGAAUUGAAUAAGCCAUAGAAAUCAGUUGUUUGAUCUUAUUGGCCAAAUGAUGAUUUGAUAGAAAGACAGAAAGCAGACAAUCACUUCCUUUUGCUUUUAUAUUCCACAUUCCCAAGGGACACAUUAAUAUUCUUUCUUUCAAUAGGAUUUUGCAAUAUAAUCGAAACUUACUGAAUAGGAGCUGGUGGCUCCACCCUGCUCACUGUGUUCUGUGUGGCUCUGCACUGACGGUAUAUUAUCACAUCUCUAGAAAACAAAAGCUCACGAUGCAUUUUCCUGCGAUGUUCUCCAUGCACAGCAUCCCUCUGAGUUUUGACUGUCCAACCACAGCCAACAUAUAUCAAACUCCCCAAUGCAUAGUGAGCCAUUAAAGAGUAGUUUGACAUUUUGGGAAAAUGUGCGUAUUUUGGCUUUCUUGCGCGAAGUGAUUGAUAUCACAUCCCCAAGCUAGCAGCUGGUGACGAGCUUGGCUUAGUUUAUCUUAGCUUAGUUUAUCUUAGCUUAGUUUAUCUUAGCUUAGUUUAGCAUAACGGCAGGUAGCAGAGAGAAUCAGCUAACCUGGCUCGGCUGUACAGCUCACUAAAGCUGAUUUCAGACAUUUUCAGACACACAUUAGUCUUUCACUUAUGAACAAAGAAGUAGGAGAUUCUCUGGUCAGACGUGUUCAUAACAACACAAAAUCUCCCUGGAGUGUUAGGCUGAGGGGUGGUGGAGCAGGCAGAGGCAGGACGUAACAUAUUAAUUCCACAGCAGAGAUCACAGGUUUUCGUUUACAGCACAUCAACACCGACGUGGCCCUCAUAACCAAAAGCUCUCAAAUCUUGUUGACUUUUCAAGUUGGCAUCUUCUACGUAUUGCACCUCUUUUUCAUCCUGAGAUUUUUGUGUCUUCUCGUUUGCUGUGAAUCCUCUGGAUAAUCUCCUGCUUAUCGCAUGGGCUCACUUUGAAGAGUUUUUCCUAGGCGGCUGGUAGGAGAAACUCCUGUGAAUGUCAGCAGCAACUGACUCAGACAUUUCUCACAUACUGGGGAAUGUCAGAAGAUUAUCUGGGAUGUCUGAAAUCAGCUAAAUUAAUACAAUUUAUUCUAUUAAUCCAUACAAAACCAUGUAAAUGUAAAAAAUUAUAAAUUAUGGUUUUACACUGUGUAGUGUGCUGGAACAAUUUAGCAACACCGCUCUUUGUUUUGUUUUUUUGUGUUCAUUUUAAAAGCCUUUCUAAAUUACAGGAUGAAUAUUUAGGUUUAUACUGUUCUACAAUAAUCUCAAUGUCGAGGGUAUUAGAACAGAUGAGAGAGCUCUCAGGGUUUCCAAUUGUCAAUAGGGAAAUAUUUGUUGUUUCCAACAAAAGCAGAUAAAAUACAAUAAAAUAUUUCUCCAUACACAUACAUCUUUCAUUGGAUCAACUAACAAAGAUAACCAAAACACUAACUCAAAUGUUGUCAAUCUAUUACUUAAAGGUUCAGUGUGUAAAUCUAGUGACAUCUAGUGGUGAAGUUGCAAGUUGCAGCUGAAUACCCCUCACCUCACCCUUCCCUUCCAAACAUGAGAACCUGAGGUCGUCUUCAGUUGUCAU
Hippoglossus stenolepis (Pacific halibut) is the source of this 5819-nucleotide messenger RNA. RefSeq names its product syntaphilin b (gene snphb). The transcript has 7 exons. Lineage: Eukaryota; Metazoa; Chordata; Actinopteri; Pleuronectiformes; Pleuronectidae. Bases 346 to 3054 code for a protein of 902 amino acids. Gene Ontology annotation, biological process: neuron differentiation. Gene Ontology annotation, cellular component: mitochondrion; cytoplasmic microtubule. The record is from RefSeq and is a predicted model, not a curated record.